Molecule: messenger RNA, 4461 nt
Organism: Blastomyces dermatitidis ER-3
Lineage: Eukaryota; Fungi; Ascomycota; Eurotiomycetes; Onygenales; Ajellomycetaceae
Exons: 2
Coding region: 1045-4461 (1138 amino acids)
Source: RefSeq, a predicted model, not a curated record
CGUCCACUGCCUCGGUCGUAGUGGCCAUCUGUCAUCAUCCCCUCCUCUCCUGUUCUUUUGUAUGUUCAUGUACUCCGUACAGCGUACUCCGUACAUGUACAUUGUACUUGUACAUAUACAUACAUCCUACCCAGCGUAGCCAGCCUAAUGUCGUUCUUCUUGUCCUUCACCAUCAUCCUGUGCUAUCCUCAUCCUCACUACUCCGUAUUAUUAUUAUUGAUGGACGGUUACUCGCUGUGCCACCCCAACCCACACAUCUUCCCGCAGCUAGGCUCCCCCUCCCUCCCUCCCUCCCCACGUUGCCGCCAGUUGAUGGUUAUAUUUUUCCUUGCAUGACCUCGCCCUGCUAUCUGGUUCGCCCGAAUCGUCUCGCGUGGAUCCCCUUGGGUCCCAGUCCUGUGGUACAUUGUACUUGUACUUGAAGUACGUAGUAGUAGUAGUACUCUGUAGUAGUCGUAGUGUGGGAAAACAGUCCAACUUCCGAACGCCAAAACGCAUCGUAUGGGGUAACUACGGACGGGAACCCAGUUAAAAUAAUAAUAAUAAUAACUACGAUCUUUUCGCCGGUCGGAGACUUUUCUUUUUAUUUUUUACCUUCUUUAUUAUUUUUACGACGCCUGUCAGUGCGUUCUUUUUGUUGUACGCUUUUAUCGUCGUUCCUUUCUGCCUCUACUGGGCGUGCCCCAUAAUUGGAAUGGUCAAUGGUCGGAUAUGACGGUCUCCUCCAUUCUUAACUAGCGGUCAGAAUCAGAGACGAUCGAUUUAAUCAUAUUUUUUUUUCCCUUUUUAUUAAAAAAAAUAUAUAUUCAAAAAAUAAAAAAAAAGAGAGAGGAAAAGGGAAAAGAAAAAAGGAAAGAAGAAGACUUUGCUACGUCCGUCUCGUCUGCAAGCGCGUCUCUCCCUCUUGACUCUAUCCAUUCAUUACCUUUUUUCCUGAACGACAGCAGACGGGGGCCGCCUGUCUCGGCAUCAACCACUUAACUGGAAAAAGAAAAGAAUCCCUGGCCGCAACCAAGACGAGGGGAGGGGGAGGAGGAGUAUAGUAUGGCCCAACACCAACCGCCAGUGCCUCAUCGCUUAUCCAGUCUCUCACCUUCGCCAACCGACAAACUACUCCCUCGCCAAUCCAACAUACCUCCUCUUCCCGGCCUUGAUAGGCUCAGCGCCCAGCAUCCACCAGAUCGCCAUCGAUAUACCGCAAACAACAACAUUAUUGUUGAUCAUGACUUUCUGACCAAGUUCAGCAAGACAGUGCGGACAGCAAGACAGGUUGAAAUACCACCGUCUCCCUCACUGACCAACAGCGGUGGAAGAACGGGAGAAGCAAUUAAUGGAAAUCUGAAUAUUGGAACCGCAGGGACAGGUGUCAUCCCGCAGAGACAAUUGCGCCCAAGGGCGUCGUCGCCCCUCUUGGGCGUCCGUUAUCAAACCCGUCCUCACGAGCCGCUUCCGUCCUUUCAUGCAAAGGCUCACCCCACCCUGCGCCAGACCGACUCAUCUUCGACUACCCUUUCAUCUCAUGAUCCUUUGAAACCGCCUUCGGUUGUUCCACAGCAGGCGCAGGCACCGGCGCAUAUCCAAACGCAGACCCAGGCGCCCAACAACGCUCAAAAACAAACACCGGCAUCGGUUCCCUCCAGGGAUCUGGCUUUUCGAAGCAACGCCUAUUCUUCCAAUUCGUCGACCGAGCCCAAUUCGACAAACAACGGGGACCCCUCGCAGCGAUACCCGCAAGAUCAGAAGGAGAAGUCGGCGUCUUCAUCGCCAUCGUCAUCGUCAUCGUCAAAACCCAAACAUCGCCCCCUGAUGAUUGACCUGUCGAAGCUCUUUCCCAAACCCAGCGAUCCUUCUGUCCAGCGUGACGUGCCGCUAUUAUCCCCCCACCGGAUGACAAUGUCGCCAUCACCCGUUUCCCUACUGUCAGAUGCCUCGUCGUUCGGUGCACAGCAGCGGAGACUUGGCAGCAUAUAUCAGACAGUGAAUAAAUUGACCAAGCCACCUAGUAGUAAGGAACUUUCUGCUCUUCGCAUGCAGUACGAACAGCAGCAGCUGCAGCAACAGCAACAGGGACGGCAACCUUCCGAGCCGUCGCCGGCUUUCCCGCCGAGUAAUUAUUCUCCUAGUCUUUAUGACGGACAACAACAGCAACAACAACAGCAACAACAACAGCAACAACAACAGCAACAACAACAGCAACAACAACAGCAACAACAACAGCAACAACAACAGCAACAACAACAGCAUCAUUCUCAAUCGUCACAGCUCCCAACCCCACAACUCUCCCGUAUCUCUUACCAGCAGCAGCCGGUGAAAAAGGAGAAAGAACGCUUCUUCCAGUGGGGUAGACGAGAGAGAAAACGGCGUGAGGAAGAGCAGCAGAGGCAGAAGCAACAGGAAGAGGAGCAGCUUCACCAACGCCUGAAACAAGAGCAAAAGGACCGAGAACGGAAGCAACGGGAGAAGCUUGAACGGGAACAGCAGCAAAGGAAGCAGGAACAGAUGCAACAGGAAAAGGAGGAGCAUUUCCAGCGCCAGAAUCGUGAGAAACAAAGGAGAGAGGAACAUAAGAAGAGAAAGGAGGAACCAGACCAGUAUCAACGACGCAGGAAGCAAGAACCAAAACAACAGGAGGAGGAGCAACAGCAGGAACUGCAGCAACGGCAACUAAAGCAACAGCGGCAAGAGGAGUUACAGUCGCAACAUUACCAAUUCCCAUUCCACGAGAAGCGCGCGAGGCAACAAAGGAAACCAUCUGUCGACUGGUUUGAUGGACCGGCUGGACACUUUAGUGAUGAUAAUGAGGGUGGUGGCUACGAUGAUAAUGCCGAAGCCGACGAGCCCACCCAAUAUGGUAUCCAAAACCCGCAAUCUGUACCCCAGUCAACGUAUCGGGAGUCUGCCUAUUCCCGUGGCAGCGGUAAUCGGGUUAGCGUGCAUUCAAAUGCCAUGAGCGGAACGUCAAGAGCCUCAAGCCGAACGCUAAUACUCUCUCCCGUUCCCGAACCUGCGAAGGAAGCCACCCCCGAACUCCAUAGCAACACUAGCCCCUUAUUCAACCCUGCAACCACCAGAUUCCAUACCCUUUUCCAUGACUGGGAUCUUAACAGCCCCACUCCACCUAGUGUGGGAUCACCGGCUAUCGCCUUUGGGGGUUUGUCCAGGAAAAGUAGCAAGAUCACUUUAAAUAAAUCAGACCUUAACGAGUCUAGUGUGUUGUGUCUUUCGUCUUCAGAAGAUGAGGCUGACGAGGAUGAAAUGGAGGUAUAUAAUAAGCCUGUCCAGCAACGUGCUAUUCGUGAUAGCAUCGCCACAUUCGAUGAAGGGGUGGCCGAAAUUUUCAUAGCGAAAGCCGUUUCCGCCUCUCGCGGUUCUUCUGUGCCUAGAGUCCGAAACACGAGCCUUCCCCCUCCGCGAAUUUCGCGCGGCCACUCAACCUCCUCCAACGUUAGAACCCCAAGCUACCGCCCUUCGAAUGGCAUCCCCACCAUCUCGGAGCCAGACAGCCCCCCCAAGUUCCGCCCCUCCACAUCCCCCUCCCCUGUGCCCUCGACUACAGCUAACCCCAACCUUUUACCCUUCGAUUUCCAACUGCCCGUCCCCAGCACCCAGAAUAGUAUCAAAGCCAUGAACCGGCGCAGCCGUGUCAUUGCUGUGACUAGACAGGAAGAAGAGCUUCUCGAAGUCAUAAGACAGCACGGCGGGAACAUGCCGCCCAACUUCCCGCUCAUUGACCUCCCCAACCCCGGAACCUCUUUCUUCAACCCAAUGCCAACCACAUUCUCGACGACUGCAACCACUAGCACAUUCCGAAAGUCCCCAACUCCUUCCACCGACCGUCCUCCCUCUAGUCAAUACGGGGGCGGGAGUAUUGGCGACACAUCCUUCCUAGCACUGAGCCCCGGCCUCCCACCAACCAGCGGCAAAGUCGCGGGCAGUACCUCCGCCGCCGGAAGCGACAGCUCCCGCUCCCACCAUGCCCUGUCAGUCUCAGACAGCGGUGGCGACCAUCACUCCAACCCCUCACCGCGUGUCAGCCUUGUGCACUCAGACACGUUUCCCUCACCUUCAGCAAGCUGGACUUCGCCGCGCACACCACAGUAUAACCCCCCGCAAUCACCACAUCAACAACAACAGCAACAGCCACAGAAGCACUAUCAACUGCAUAGUCAACAGCCACAGCCUCGAGAACUUACCAGCCCAAGCGGCGGUAACCGCAACGGCAGUAGCGGAAGCCCGCUCCACCAGCACCACGACUACCAUUUCCCCCUAUCCACAUCAUCGACGCCAUCACCGCUCUCCUCAUCCCCCCUCACCCGAUUCGCCGUUAUUAUCCCCUCCUUCACCUCUACCGUCCGUCACCGCUGCCACUCCAACGACUGCGCCCAAGACCGCCGCUCUGGACGCAGACGUGGUGCUCCCGAUAGAGGAGACGAAGCGACACUCGCGCACGAGGACGGAUAG